Messenger RNA from Brassica napus (rape), 2796 nucleotides. Its product is annotated as SPX domain-containing membrane protein At1g63010. The coding region runs from base 403 to 2577 and encodes 724 amino acids. Gene Ontology annotation, biological process: transmembrane phosphate ion transport from cytosol to vacuole. The record is from RefSeq and is a predicted model, not a curated record. The transcript is spliced from 11 exons. NCBI's taxonomy places the organism in Eukaryota, Viridiplantae, Streptophyta, Magnoliopsida, Brassicales, Brassicaceae. Gene Ontology annotation, cellular component: plant-type vacuole membrane. Gene Ontology annotation, molecular function: transmembrane transporter activity.
UGGGUCGCCGUAAAUGCAAUAUAGAUGACAUGAUCACAUUAUUACUUCAUAUUACAGAUUCUGUGACUCUCUUUUGUUCUUAUCAUCACCGACUCCUCCCGUGUAUAUCAUCAUCUUCUGAGUCUUACAAUAACAAAACCCAUUCUUGGUGUAUUCCGUUGAUGGGUCAUCCAAAAAUCCAAGCUUUAAUCGAUUUUUCCUCUUAAGGUGAUUGAUUUUUUACGUUAGCUGAGGUGAAAAGUAGAGAGAAUUAAGAGAUUUAAAUCUGCAUAAGGAACGCAUCAGCUUUUUGUAUUAAAGAAGAAAUCAGAAGGAGAACGAGGAUAGAUACAUACAGGCAAAAGAAAAACGUUGCUGUUAAGAAAAAGUUUGCUCUCUCUCUGCCUUAAGCGAUAGAAGAAGAUGGUGGCUUUUGGGAAAUAUCUGCAGCGGAAACAAAUCGAAGAAUGGAGAGGCUAUUACAUCAAUUACAAAUUGAUGAAGCAGAGAGUAAAGCAAUAUGCUGAACAAAUACGUGGCGGAUCUCAACAUCCUCGCCAUGUUCUCAAAGAUUUCUCCAGGAUGCUCGAUACUCAAAUUGAGAAAACAGUCCUAUUCAUGUUGGAACAACAAGGGUUGCUGGCAGGGAGAUUAUCCACGCUGAGGGAAACGCAUGAUGCUGUUCUCGAGCAGCCUGACAUAUCGAAAAUCGUGGAGCUACGUGAAUCAUACAGAGACGUUGGAAGAGAUCUUCUACAGCUUCUGAAAUUCGUUGAGUUGAACGCCAUUGGUCUCCGCAAGAUACUCAAGAAGUUUGACAAACGUUUUGGCUAUAGAUUCGCCGACUACUACGUCAAAACCAGGGCUAAUCAUCCUUACUCACAGCUUCAACAAGUGUUUAAGCAUGUGGGUGUAGGAGCUGUUGUUGGAGCCAUUUCUCGAAAUCUUCAUGAGCUUCAAGAAAACGAAGGAAGUUUCUAUUCAAUCUACGACCAACCUGUUCUUCCACUUCAGGAUCCAGUGGUCGAGGCAAUUAAGACAGCAGUUGACAAGUUAACAAACUCGACGAGUUUCCUCAACUUCUUGGCACAGCAUGCUCUUAUCAUGCAAGAUGAUCUCCAGACUCCUUCAGAGGAUACCAUCGAUGAACGGACUUACCAUUUUAACUCCUUACUCCUGAACUUAGGAAACACGUUUUUGUACAUGGUCAACACAUACAUCAUCGUCCCUACAGCAGAUGACUAUUCAAUGAGCCUCGGAGCUGCAGCUACUGUUUGUGGUGUUGUAAUUGGAUCUAUGGCCGUGGCUCAAGUCUUCUCCUCGGUUUAUUUCAGCGCUUGGUCCAACAAAUCUUACUUCAAACCUCUUGUGUUUAGUAGCAUCGCUCUCUUUAUCGGAAACUUAAUGUAUGCGUUGGCUUAUGAUGCAAACUCCAUUACUCUUCUCUUAGUAGGCCGUCUCUGUUGUGGGCUGGGGUCAGCAAGAGCUGUGAACAGGAGAUACAUCAGUGAUUGUGUGCCUUUGAGAAUCAGAAUGCAGGCAUCUGCAGGCUUUGUGAGUGCUAGUGCUCUUGGAAUGGCGUGUGGUCCUGCACUAGCCGGUUUGCUCCAAAUCAAAUUCAAGUUUUACAAGCUGACGUUUAACCAGUCUACUUUGCCUGGUUGGGUCAUGGCUGUGGCGUGGCUGUUCUAUUUGGUAUGGCUAUGCAUUUCAUUCAAGGAGCCGUUGCGUGAUACAGAGGAGCAAGAAAGAAGCAAGCGUAAUGAAACAAGUUCAAGUAAUAAUCUUACUAUUCUGGAAGUAAAACUGUUCCUUUUACUGAUUGUUAACGAGUUAUUUGAUUGGAUUCUCUUGAAUGAAUAUGCAGUGACAGAGAGAAUUGAGGAAGGUAUUCGGAAGCCGUUGUUGAUUACUUCAGGGAUCUUGCCGGAUGAUGAAGAGGAUUGCGAUGAAAGUGAAGAGUCUGCAGAUGAUUCUCGCAGACCUGCAAACUCUUUCGGUGAUGCAUACCGCCUUCUUACUCCAUCUGUUAAGGUUCAACUGCUGAUCUACUUCAUGCUCAAGUACGCAAUGGAGAUAUUACUGUCUGAGUCUAGUGUGGUUACGUCAUACUAUUUUGGCUGGACAACAAGCUCCGUUGCCAUCUUCUUGGCGUGCCUUGGACUCACGGUGCUACCUAUCAACAUUCUUGUGGGAAGUUACAUCAGUAACAUGUUUGAAGACAGGCAAAUCCUUUUGACGUCUGAGAUCAUUGUCUUUGUUGGGAUCCUCUUCAGUUUUAACUUGUUUGUUCCAUACACUGUACCGCAAUACGUGAUCUCUGGUCUAGUAAUGUUCGUUGCUGCUGAAGUACUCGAAGGUGUGAAUCUAUCAUUGUUGUCUCGGGUAAUGUCAUCAAGGCUAUCAAAAGGAACUUACAACGGAGGAUUGCUGUCUACGGAAGCUGGGACGCUGGCUAGAGUUGUGGCGGAUGUAACUAUAACGUUGGGAGGAUACUUGGGAAGAAAUCAUCUGUUGAAUGCAACUCUGCUACCAUCACUUGUCAUCUGCAUUGGCUCCAUUGUUGCUACUUGUUGUACUUAUAACUCUCUCUAUUGAUAUAUGUUAAGGGAUUUUGCUACCAGUUUUACAAAAUAGAAUUAAAAAAAUGGAACGGUGUGUAUCCUCUCUCUUUGUUUGAUUCUUUUUUGUUGUCACCAAGGUUCCUAACUCCAAUGGUUGCAUAUGUGCUCAAUUAUAUACAUAGGAAUCUUGUUCUUGUUCCUGUGUUUCGUGAGCUUUUGAUUGAGUUAUUUAUUCCAGUGUUUUUUUCCCUAA